Molecule: messenger RNA, 2627 nt
Organism: Eleginops maclovinus (Patagonian blennie)
Lineage: Eukaryota; Metazoa; Chordata; Actinopteri; Perciformes; Eleginopidae
Gene: gask1b
Product: golgi associated kinase 1B
Exons: 4
Coding region: 70-1605 (511 amino acids)
Cellular component (GO): Golgi apparatus
Source: RefSeq, a predicted model, not a curated record
GUGCGCUCCUCCCUGGUUUGAGUUUGGCUCAAAAAAAGACACUCAACCAUAAUAAUAUCAUAAGUUCUAAUGGGGAAGUCUCGCUUUCACUGGCUGCGUUUCCCUUUCCUAAGACAGAGCAGCAGCUACCGGAGGUGCCCUCUUUCCAACAGGAGUUUAAUAAUUGCUAGCGUGUGUGUUAUUUAUUUAUUGUUGGUGAUUUCACAAGCUGGAUACUCGAAGCAGCACCGGGGCAGGAGGACUGAUAAAGACAAGUACCGACACACCCGUGGAUUGUAUAAUUUGGAUAUUAGUGAUGCUCAAUCAGACUAUGUGGAGACCGGUGCGAACUCUGUGCUCCCGACACGGUCCAACGUGGUCUACAUCACGCUAAAGACUAAGCGACUGAAACCUGCUAAUAUUCGGGGAACAAUCAGACCAAAACUGAGGAAAAAAGUGAAAAGGAUUACGGAGGCUAAAUCAGCUUUUAAGGAGAACAAACGUGGCACUGUGGAGCGGGACGUGGGCCAAAUUCAGCGAAACUUUCCACAUAAGAAUACCUUGGGAGAAACCAAGGAUGUUCAUUAUAAAUCUUUGGAUAUAAUCCCUACAUAUCAUCCAGAUGCACAGGCAGACUCUCCCCUUAGUUCUAUCCGAAUUUACAGCCAGAGGGCACCGCCAUGGCUCAGCCCUCAGGACGUGAAAGCCAUGCGCUUUCUGGCGGAUGCCAAAAUGUUGCGCGUCAAAGAAGCUUAUCAUGGAGAUUAUACGUCACUUUUAAUAUUUGAGGGCGAGACAAGCGUUUCAAUGGGCAACAAAAGAGACACACAAGGGAACAAUGUAUGUGGAGGGCAGUGUGGAGUGAUCAGCAACCCCGUGGACACCACCGAGGUGUUCGCUUUCCAUCUCGACAGGGUGCUGGGGCUCAAUAGGACCUUACCAGCUGUCAGCAGAAAGUUCAGCUUUUUACACGAUGGCCAGCCAUGUCCAGUGUUGUUAUGGGAUGCAUCUCUCUACCCAGAAGGCUUUGCUGCAGGCAGGUCCACCGUGAGGAUGACGUGGGGGGAGUACCAGAGUUCCUUGAAACAGAAGUGUUGGCAUAAAAACAUCAGCCCGAAGCCUGACUCCGGCUGCUCCACGGUGCAUCACUAUGAGUGGAGUAAACUGGCUCUGUUUGACUUCUUAUUACAGAUUCACAACCGUCUUGAUAAGAGCUGCUGUGGGUUCAGGCCCAGACAGGAGGAUGUGUGUGUGGAACUGGGCCUCCAUGCUGACUGUAGGGACCAGAAACACAUACAGCUGACAAACAUCAUCCACAGGGGACACGACCCCAGACACCUGGUGUUCACCAACAACAAGGGCUUCUUCGACCGCAAUGAGGACAACCUGGACUUCAGGCUCCUGGAAGGAAUCAAAGAGCUCCCUGAGCAGGCGGUGUCUGUACUGAAGAGCAAGAGGCUGAGGGAGAAGCUCCUCCAAUCUCUAUUUCUUGAUCAGACAUACUGGGAGAGCCAGGGGGGCCGGCAGGGCAUCGACAAGCUGAUCGAUGUAAUUGAGAGGCGGGCCAAGGUCCUCCUCACCUACAUCAACGCUCAUGGGAUCAAUGUCAUAACAAUGAAUGUGUGAUGAGAGUCACUUCAGUCUAGUGGCCAAAUUAAAGCGGCACAUAAUAACGACUUGAACCCUGUGACUCCACUGGGUUCACAGAAUAUCCUUUUACCAGACACUGAAAUUAUUUCCACUUAUAUUUUAUUAAGUACCUUUGAAAAACACAAGUUCAUAUUUAAACAUAACUCUUUAAUAUCCCCUUAAAUAUAAGAGCUUAAAAGCAUAAUGGUGCCCUCCUCAGCAGACCGUUUUUCUCAGGACCAUAUCAUUUCCCCGUUAAAUAUUGGAUUAUUGACAGGUUUUAUCCAUAUGUUUUUGUAAAAAUGAUUUUUCUCAUACCGCUAGUGAAGGAAUUGUUCUAAAUCUAGACUUUGCUUUCCAAAUAGCAUAUGUUGUGUUGUUGAUAACUGUUUACCAGAAAGUCAUUCAAGUAAUUUGUUGUUACGAAACCUGUACUUUUCUUACUAAGAAAGGCUUUCAUUUCCAUAGCUGACAUGCAAUUUGAUCCUAUCGUCUUGUGUUUCACUAUUAGUUCUUUCAAGUCUUUGAUUCCCUCUGACCUGGAGCCAAGAACACUUAUGUCAUUAUUUACAGGAUAUAGUGUAAGAGUAAUUUGCAUUGUGUAUGAAUGAAAUGAACUAAAUUGUAUAUUAUUUUCUUCUCCUUGCGUCAAGUGUGUUGCAGGAAUUUAAAUGUUGAUUAAGCCUCUUAUCGCAUAGCUAACAAGCUGCAAGCCUAAUCCAGUAACUGAUUGGGGUUUUUCACUGAAAAAAGAUGGCCAUUUUAAUGAGUAAUUCAAUGUUGUGUACAGUCUUAAUAUAUAACACAAUACAGCAACCCGUCAUAAAGAUUGGACAUUGUAAACUUAGCAUUGACUGAUCUCUGAAGAACUUUAAGUGAAGUCGAAUGUUGUUAUUUUUUUAUAUGCACUAUUAAGUUCCUUUUAAAGCUGUAACCAUUUUCACUGUAUUUAUUUAUUAAUGGUUGAAGAUAUUCAAACAUCAGAUAGUCAAUGAAAGCAUUUAUUUGUAAUACAUCUG